CUUAGCUGUGAACCAAUUGAUUCACGCUUAAGCCUUGUGUUUUUUCCGACUUUACAAGGCUGAUAGGAAAAGUGGGGGAGUGACGACUUGUUCCUGGAAGAGCCAGCCUGCGGAGUCAGUCACAUUUUUGGCUGGGAUUCAAUGACUGAGCCAGACACACACAAACACAGAUAGGGGCUGCGAGGGAGAGAGAGGGGCGAGUGAGUGAGCAAGCGCAACCCAGCUCACAGACUAGCCAUCUCCAGUACACAGGCAUAUCGAACAGCAGGGGCAGACGGAGUGUAUGCGUGCGGCUAUACUGCAGUAUUCCACAGUUUAAAGGAGGUUCCACGCGGGUUAUCGCUGUGUUUUAUACCGGAUACAAAGAGGGAGAAGGCUUUGCUUUAUCGGUCGAUACUUUUUCUGAAACUUCAAAAGCAUUAUUCAUUUUUGGAGGAGUUUCAGAGGAACGCGUUUUAGAUAUGGACUGUCAGGAGUGUACUGCAGGGGAAGUCUCGCCCGUGUCACCAUUCGCUUAGUAGGCUAGUCAACGGAAUUGGAAACUCACUGCUCGGGACUUUUUUGUGGAUGUUUGAUGAAGCGCUUUCUGCACUUGGCUAAUUCUCGGAGACCUUGGAUUUACAAGGAACCGGAACCUAUCGUGGUUUUCAAUUGUUUUAGUUUGCCCCAGUUGAAAGGAACUCUCGCUUUCAAAGUCGUAGUGAAAACAUGGAGACUGUAACUCGACAAAGCUUCCAACCUCACCCAGGACUGCAACAAACUCUCAAGCAGUUUCAUCUGAGUUCUAUGAUCUCCCUCGGCGGACCGGCGGCGUUUUCUGCUCGAUGGCCACAUGACCUCCUGUUCAAGAAGGAUGGGAAAGAGCCCGAGCCCGUGCUGCAUCUUCCAAUGCAGCCGCCGACAGUGAUGCCGGGACCACUCUUCAUCCCCUCCGACCGCUCCACUGAGAGGUGCGAGACGGUCCUGGAGACCGAGACUGUCUCCUGUUUCGUGGUCGGCGGCGAGAAACGGCUGUGCCUGCCGCAGAUCCUCAACACCGUACUGCGGGAUUUCUCCCUUCAACAGAUCAACUCGGUGUGCGACGACCUCCACAUCUACUGCUCCAGGUGCACGGCAGAACAGCUGGAGAUCCUCAAAGUCAUGGGAAUUCUCCCCUUCUCGGCGCCUUCCUGCGGACUCAUCACCAAAACGGAUGCGGAGCGCCUGUGCAAUGCCCUGAUUUACGGAGGCACCUACCCGCCGCACUGCAAGAAAGAGUUCACGGGCUCACUGGAGCUGGAGUUCACGGAGAAAAGCCUCAAAAUAUACCACGAGUGUUUUGGAAAGUGCAAGGGUCUCUUCGUCCCGGAGCUGUACACCAGCCCCAACGCAGCCUGCAUCCAGUGCAUGUACUGCAGACUCAUGUACCCAACCCAUAAGUUCGUGGUGCACAGUCACAAAUCGUUGGAAAACAGGACUUGCCACUGGGGCUUCGACUCCGCCAACUGGAGGGCAUACAUCCUCUUGGACCAGGAUUACACAGGGAAAGAGGAGAAGGCGCGCCUGGAGCAGCAUUUGGACGAGAUUAAAGAGAAAUUUGAUUUCGCCAACAAAUAUAAGAGGAAAGCAUCCAGGGUGAGUUGAACUAGUUUGUUAUAAUGUCGUUACACAGUGUUGCAAGUGUUGUUACAUUAUACGAAUGUUGUUACACUGCUGUCACAAAAACAUGUACUCUGUAUUUAACAUUUUUUCUCUUUUAUUUUACUUGCGUUUUGUUUUGUCUUCUUGCAAAUACACUGUUAUCUCGGACUAAGAGUCAAAGAUUCGUAUCUAGAGAACAGAAUAGACUAUUGUCGCAAUGACUUGCCCCAGCCAUGGGCUAGUUUAGACUGGAGGCGAGUCCUUCCAAGAUUGGGUUACUCUCCACAUAUUGUUAAUAAUUGUCCACCAAGAACAGCUAAACGGCUCUGGUGGCAAUACAACCAUUAUGUGCCUGUGAAACACUUCUGCGGGUGUCAACGGCUCAAUUAUAUUGGCCUAACUGUAAAUACAAUCCCAUUUACCAACAAAUGGCCCAAUAAUGGUGUUACAACAACUAUCGAAACCCAUGUGAUUUAUAAGGUCGAGGAAAUAAUGUAAUAAUUUCUAAAGUUGCAAAACACUGUUUGUAGGUGUAUAGUUUAAACUCCCCUCUGUCCUGCACGCAUCCCCUCCCCCAGGUCUGCACACAUCCCCCCAGGUCUCGCGGUGUGGACUGCCGCUCGCUCAUUCCGCACUUUGCUGUGUAUUGUGGCUUACUGGCUGUGUUUGAUAAACAGGUCCUUCAAGGUGGAUGUGUCACUGUGUCAUUAACGAGGGAUUCAUCCGUGCGUAGUGGCGUGGAGCUCCCAUGAGGGUGGUUGGCGCGGCUGGAUUUAUUAGAGCACGGAGAUAUGUCAGUUGUCUGCCUCGACAGGCCAUUACAGUAGCAGACACCUACGUUUUCAACUGAAUAACCAGUAGGCUACUACUACCCUUUUCCUGUCUGUGUAUGUGUGGCAAUGGGUUAGCCUGCUAUAUAUGCUAGUGGUAUCAGAUAAACAGUCCUGUGCAACAGCCUGCGGCUAUGGAAUCUUGACCUGUUCACCGGACGUGCUACCUGUCCCAGACCUGCUGUUUUCAACUCUCUAGAGACAGCAGGAGUGGUAGAGAUACUCUUAAUGAUCGGCUAUGAAAAGCCAACUGACAUUUACUCCUGAGGUGCUGACUUGCUGCACCCUCGACAACUACUGUGAUUAUUAUUAUGUGACCCUGCUGGUCAUUUAUGAACAUUUGAACAUCUUGGCCAUGUUCUGUUAUAAUCUCCACCUGGCACAGCCAGAAGAGGACUGGCCACCCCUCAUAGCCUGGUUCCUCUCAAGGUUUCUUCCUAGGUUUUGGCCUUUCUAGGGAGUUUUUCCUAGCCACCGUGCUUCUACA
Messenger RNA from Oncorhynchus masou masou (cherry salmon), 2937 nucleotides. Its product is annotated as ski oncogene-like. Gene Ontology annotation, molecular function: SMAD binding; RNA polymerase II cis-regulatory region sequence-specific DNA binding; DNA-binding transcription factor activity, RNA polymerase II-specific. Gene Ontology annotation, biological process: negative regulation of transcription by RNA polymerase II; negative regulation of BMP signaling pathway. The coding region runs from base 709 to 1623 and encodes 304 amino acids. The transcript has a single exon. The record is from RefSeq and is a predicted model, not a curated record. Gene Ontology annotation, cellular component: nucleus. Lineage: Eukaryota; Metazoa; Chordata; Actinopteri; Salmoniformes; Salmonidae.